Momordica charantia (bitter melon) is the source of this 5371-nucleotide messenger RNA. RefSeq names its product DNA glycosylase/AP lyase ROS1. NCBI's taxonomy places the organism in Eukaryota, Viridiplantae, Streptophyta, Magnoliopsida, Cucurbitales, Cucurbitaceae. Gene Ontology annotation, molecular function: DNA demethylase activity; 4 iron, 4 sulfur cluster binding; DNA N-glycosylase activity. Gene Ontology annotation, biological process: chromosomal 5-methylcytosine DNA demethylation pathway; base-excision repair. The record is from RefSeq and is a predicted model, not a curated record.
CUUCAAAAAAAAAAAAAGUAAAAAAAAAAAAAAUUCUACUGAAGUCGGAGUAAGUCUUCCACCGUCACGCCGUUUUUCGACCGUUCACAGACAUUUUCUCCGAGCUGUUCACCGUGCCGCCGUUCGCCGGCCAUCGCCGUGCCGCCGUUCGCCACUCACAGUUCGCCGGCCAGUCUUCGCCAUUCGCCGUUCGUCUUCUCAUUCGCCAAUUUCCGCAGUUUCGCCGUUUCGUUUAGCUCGCCGUUUCCACUGUUCAUGUUCACCGUUUCGCUUGCUAAUCGCCGCCGGCCUGUUGUUCGCAGUUCGUGUUCGCCGAUCGGUCGUAAGAACCUCAAUCUCCGUUCCAUUAUGAUUUUUUAUGGGGAAACAGAAAUUUGGCAAACAUCUUGGAACUGAGGAACUGUGGUUUUUCGUUUUGAACCAGAAAUGAGUGCGGAAAAUUCAUGGGUUCCUGUGACCCCGAUUAAGCCCCCUUUGCGAAUAUGGUCGCCUGGGGAAGGAAUUCAGCACAAAUCUGAUGGGUCUACUGAAGAAGCGCAAGCUGGUAAAAUAGUUGCAUGUUCAGAUACUUCUAAUUUGGUGACACUUGACAGUCAGAAAAUAUUGGUGGUGGAUUUGAAUGAGAUGAAAUGGGUUGAGAAUGAUGCAAAUUGCUGUUCCUUUCCUGGUUCUUUGGAGAAAUCAGAGUCCAUUUCACAUGGUGAACUUUCUAGCAAGACCAUCCCCCAUUUUGUUCCCCCGACCCCCGAAAAGAAGACGACUGUGGAGCUCAAACAGGUAGUUCAAGUUCAAAGCUCAUCAGCAGGAGAAAAAAGAGAUGAGGAAGGCCGGACAGUCAGUGUAAGAACAGAUGAGAAUGGAAUAACCAAGCUGAGACAAUAUAGAAGAAAGCACAGGCCCAAGGUAGUUACAGAAGGCAAACCAAGAACAUCUAAAUCAGGCACUCGGAGAGCUGCAAAUUCCAAGGAAAACUUGACAACUAAGAGGAAGUAUGUCCGAAAGAAUGCAGUCAACAAACCCUUGGAAACUCCUCUUGAACUAGGAAUUCUUAAUCCGGUCACCCCAGAAGUUGCUAGUUAUAAUGAGAACUCAAUAGGUCUAAGGACGUACAUUCGAAAGCGUGGAGUCUGCACUGCAGAAACUCCUAUGGAAAUAACAGGAGCUUCAACUAAUGUGGAAGUGCGGAAACGAAAACGUAGUAGGAAAACAUGCAGGAGGAAUUUAAAAUUUGACAAUGAAGGAAAACAGAAAGAUGAAAGCUCCUCAUGCGAGUAUUCAUCCAACAUUUCAGAAUUUCUGGUGCAUAUUCUACCUACUGGAAAUUAUCAUUCACAUUUAGUUGUGCAGCAUAGGAAAGAAAGUGAAGCAAUGCUUGAGGAAGACUGCAAUUGCCUUCCUGAAAGCCAAGUAUCGAACCUCGAAAUUCCGAUUGAAUAUAGCACUUCCCAGUUAAAGCCUCAAAUUAAUCACUAUAAGGAUCAGGGAAGCAUGGGGAAGACCAAUUCAACUAAUCAUUUGUUAUCAAGUUCAAAAGAGUCAUUCUGCAGUAGUACAACCGAAGCAAGGGGUAUCAAGCAAAAAUGUUGUCACAAUAUAAAACAAGAUGAUAUCAGAAGUUCAGAUUUAAUUGAGGAAUUUUAUAACUCAAUUUAUGCGUCUCAGAUGCCACAUGCAGAGUAUUUUCCAAAAGAGAAAACUGAAAAGGUUCUGCAUUCUGGCCCAUCUAGCACAUAUACUGGACAAGCAUACAAAGUAAAUAGCUUGAAUGAAAAUCCUUGUGCUUCAAAAGCCAGCCACUGGAUAUCCAGACCUCAGACACGUAGUUGUUUAACCCCAGGAAUAUUCGAAGGAUCAGUGAACCUCAAUAAAUUACAACCCUUUGAUUUCAUCGAGAGGAGAUGCGAAGAUCAAUCUUAUGUCUCAACCCAUAUGCAGUCUAAAUAUUCCCCCAAACAACCACAGGCGAUCACUGAUCUUCAAAGAGAUGAGAAUUCUCAUAGACACCAUCCAUCGUUAGGUGCCCAAUUUGACAAGAUGCAAGCAGCAAUGGUGAGGAAAAAACGAACACGGAAGCCUCUUACUUCAUCGCAUUCAAAUAUGGAUGGAUGUUAUGCAGGGGAUCCUUCAGAAAUAAUUUCAGGACUGAAGCUUUCUACAAACGCCAUGGUUGAGGAAAUGAAUAUUCUAGACAUUAACAAAGAAGGGAAAAUAUCAUCAUGUGAGGAGCAAAAUGUAAUGGUGCCUUAUAACAUGCAGAAUCAAGGGCAUGGUAUGCUUGCAAACAGAGGUGUUGACUCUGUGGUACCAUUUGAAGGUUCUUUGGUUCCUGCCAAAAAACGAAGACGACAUGCCAAAGUUGAUCUUGAUGGAGAGACAAAUAGAGUUUGGAAACUAUUGGUGGGGAAUUUUAACAGUGAAGUUGAUGAUGGAUCAGAUGAAGCUAGGGACAAAUGGUGGGAGGAAGAGAGAAGAGUUUUUUCUGGACGAGCAAACUCGUUUAUUGCAAAGAUGCAUCUAAUACAAGGAGAUAGAGGCUUUUCACAAUGGAAAGGAUCGGUUUUAGACUCAGUGAUUGGAGUUUUCCUCACUCAGAAUGUCUCGGAUCAUCUUUCCAGCUCAGCGUUUAUGUCGCUUGCUGCACGUUUUUCCUUAAAACCUAGAAGCCUUCAUGAGUCAAGCAUUGGUGAUCCGACAAGCUUUGUAGUCACUGAACCAGAAGUUGAUAUAAAAUGGGCUGAACCAGAAGUCGAUGUAAACUGUGGAAGCAAUCUUUCAUCAGAAGAUAUCAGUGUCAAUGGGUCUGCUUCAUCUGUGGAGAUCAUACAGAUUGUAGAAACAACUAAGCUAAAGUCAAACUCCAAGAAUGUAAGUGGUAAUGAUUUAUCAGAUGAGAAGUUAGAGGGUACUUGUAGUACGUCAGAAGAGAGGUACAUCGAUCAAAGAGAAAACGAUAAUGCAGAUUGUCCUAAAAGCCUUUUAAGAGAAUCCCUUAGUCAAUCAAGUCAUGAAUUGCAGAAAACUUCAAUCUCAGGAGUUACAGAAGUUCAGUGCUUUAAAAUGUACAGAAAAAUCACCCGAUUUUCCUACGUUUACAAAAGAAGGGAUGUAUAUGAUACUAAUGAACAUGCACAGACACUAGAUUCUGCAUCUCAAACUACUGUCUUGAACACCAACGACGUUCAAGCAACAAGACAUUCUAGAGAAUUGUGCAAUGUCAACCAAAGUGACCGAGAUGUAGUAUUCCAGUCAGAAGGAAGAUUUAUUGAAGUGUCACACGGUGUUGAAUCACAGGCUUCAAUGGGCAGCCAAAAAGCACAUCAAACUCAGCAAGAUUCUGUGAUAGACAGUACUCUAGAUUUUAUGAGGAAGACUGAAGAACCAGAUCAAAGUAAGCAUGGACAUACACUUUGUAACAAGUUCAAUGAUACAAAAGCUGGUACACCUAAAUCAAAUGGAAAACGAGUUAAAAAGGAGAAAAAGGAUGAUGUUAACUGGGACAACCUUAGGAAACAGGCAGAGGUAAAGGGAAGGAGAGAGAGAACUACAACUACCAUGGACUCAUUGGAUUGGGAAGCUGUACGAUGUGCGGAUGUUGAUGAGAUUGCUUUCACCAUCAGAGAACGAGGGAUGAAUAACAGGCUUGCAGAAAGAAUUAAAGGUUUUCUUAAUCGUCUGGUGAAAGAUCAUGGAAGCACUGAUCUUGAAUGGUUAAGGGAUGUCCCACCCGAUCAAGUAAAAGAAUAUUUACUCAGCGUAAGGGGAUUGGGAUUGAAAAGCGUGGAGUGUGUUCGCCUUCUUGCCCUGCGCCAGAUUGCCUUUCCAGUAGAUACUAAUGUUGGACGCAUAGCUGUAAGGUUGGGAUGGGUACCCCUUCAACCCCUGCCUGAGUCACUGCAAUUGCAUCUUUUGGAGCUAUACCCAGUUCUUGAGUCCAUUCAAAAGUAUCUCUGGCCAAGACUCUGCAAGCUUGACCAAACAACAUUGUAUGAGCUGCAUUACCAAAUGAUUACAUUUGGAAAGGUCUUCUGCACAAAAAAGAAACCAAAUUGCAAUGCUUGUCCAUUGAGAGGAGAGUGUAGACACUUUGCAAGUGCAUUUGCCAGCGCAAGGCUUGCACUGCCAGCGCCAGAAGAGAAGAGUUUGGUUAUUGCAACCGAAAGGAAAGCUGAUGUAAACCAGGCUGAAGUUGUUGAUCAGCGGCCGUUGGCUCUCACUCAGGCAUCAGAGCCAACUGAAAAGAAUCAGCAAUCAAUCAACCACUUUAAUGUGAGAUCUAGAGUAAGUAACAUUGAGCCCAUUAUUGAAGAACCAGCAACACCAGAGCCAGAAUGCCCACAGAUUUCUGAACAUGACAUUGAGGACAUGGAUACCUUAUGUGAAGACCCUGAUGAGAUUCCUACAAUAAAGCUUAAUAUUGAAGCAUUCACUAAGAACGUACAGAAUUACAUACAAGAAAAUGUGGAACUUCAGGAAGGUAGCAUGUCGAAGGCACUUGUUGUCCUAAGCCCAGAAGCUGCAUCGAUCCCCAUGCCGAAGCUUAAAAAUAUCGGUCGGCUGAGAACAGAGCAUCUAGUUUACGAACUUCCGGACUCCCAUCCUCUUCUAGAAAAGUUAAAGAUGGAGCGACGUGAACCCGAUGAUCCAUGCUUCUACCUUCUUGCCAUAUGGACACCGGGUGAAACAGCAAAUUCUGUUGAACUACCACAUACACAAUGUAGUUCUCAAGAAAGUGGCCGAUUGUGUGGAGAAAAGGACUGUUUCUCAUGCAAUAGUGUUAGAGAAGCUGACUCCCAAGUUGUUAGAGGAACAAUUUUGAUUCCAUGUCGAACUGCAAUGAGAGGAAGCUUCCCGCUAAAUGGAACUUACUUUCAAGUUAAUGAGGUAUUUGCCGACCAUGAUUCUAGCCUUAACCCAAUUGAUGUUCCUAGGAAAUGGUUGUGGAAUCUCGUAAGGCGGACAGUGUACUUCGGAACCUCCAUACCAACUAUAUUCAAGGGUUUAUCAACCGAAGAGAUUCAAGGUUGCUUCUGGAGAGGUUAUGUUUGUGUACGGGGUUUCGAUAAAAAAACCGGGGCACCUCGUCCUCUGCUAGCCAGAUUGCAUUAUCCAGCUAGCAAGUUGACCAAAACUAAAAGUAAGACAGAUAAGGCAGGCAAUCCAGUUGAUAAGUAGAUGAAUACUGUAAAUAUGUAGAUAACCAUAUCUGAUAAACUAGUGGAGUGUGUCAUAUACCAACCCUUAUAGGUCACCUGCAGAAAUGGGAAGAUCCAAUCAAGCUGUAUUAUGUAUAUUUCCGUCAUAAUUUAGUGUAUAUAUUAGUAACAUGAAAAUCCAGUUUGGGUGGUAACUUAUAACAUCAUCGUAUUGGAUC